ACGAGUUGUAGUUUGAUGCAGCCAAACUGGACUGCUUAGCAUACUGGCUAAAUGUUCAACAAUUAAAUCCAUCCAAUUGGCACCUUAAACUGGUUUUUGAUCGUUUUUUGGUGACUGUCAGGGACAGUAUGAGUAGUCUGUGGAAGGCCACUGGUUCUUGACUGCACAAGUUAUUGCGUCAGGUUUUUUUUUUGGCGUGGAGAACCAUCCAGUUCGUGUGAAUACGUGAGCGUCCGGCGUGACGUGUUGUGACAGUAGAGGGGAUGGAUCCUCUCGGUGCUCGCUCUCAGUUUGUGGACAUUGAGACUCUCCUCACGUGGCAGCAGCAGCUGGAUGAGGGGCUUCCACAGGACUCCACCGACAGCCCAAACAGCCCACACGUCUUCCCCUCACCCUUCCCCUUCAGACCGGACAUCAACCAGAAGAUCAUCCUCUUUACUGGUGAUGUCCCCCUCCUCAACUGCACAGCCAUUGUCAACACAAGCAACGAGGCACUGAACGACAAGAAUCCAGUUUCUGACAGCAUCCAUCAGCUGGCAGGACCUGAGCUGAAAGAAGACCUGCUCAAACUCAAAGUAUGCCGGACAGGCGAGGUGAAGCUUACCAAGGGCUUCAACCUGGCGGCAAGAUUCAUCAUUCACACAGUGGGACCAAAGUACAAAGCAAAGUACAGGACGGCUGCUGAGAGCUCGCUGUACAGCUGCUACAGGAACAUUAUGCAGCUAGCAAUAGAGCAGUCGAUGGUGUCUGUUGGCCUGUGUGUGGUGAGCACAACCAAAAGGGGCUACCCACUGGAGGACGCUACGCACAUCGCUUUCAGAACGGUGCGCAGGUUCUUGGAAAAUCAUGGAAACAGCAUUGAGGCAGUGGUAUUUGCAGUGUCUGAUAUGGAAGAGGCAGUCUACAAGAAGUUACUACCUUUGUACUACCCUCGCUCUGUGGAAGAAGAGCGAGCCUGCCUGCCUCUCAUCCCUGGUGACGUCGGCAACUCUGAGGGUGAACCCGUCGUUCCUGAGAGGCAGAUCCGUAUCACAGAGAAACCAGGCAGCCUGGAAGAUGAAUCUGAGGAGGAGAGCCUGGAGUCAGAUCUGGGCCAGAUUGGGAGUCACGCCUUCGCUCGGAUGGAGGAUGAUGUGGACAAACAGCGCAAACUGAUCCUGCAGGGCCAGAUGUCAGAGGCAGCAAUACAGAAACAACACCAGCGGAAUUACAAUCGUUGGCUGUUUCGAGCGAGAGCAGAGGAUCUGUCAGACAUCGCAGCCCUGAAAGCCUUAUAUCAAACUGGUGUGGAUGUGUACGGCAGGACAGUGAUGGUUGUAGUUGGACGAAAUAUUCCAGUGACCCUCAUCGACCUUGAAAAGGCCUUGUUGUACUUCAUCCAUGUGAUGGACCACAUCACAGUGAAGGAGUAUGUGAUGGUUUACUUCCACACACUGACCGGUGAGCACAACCACCUGGACUCAGAGUUCCUCAAGAGCCUCUACCACAUCGUCGACAUCAAGUUUAAAAAGAACUUGAAGGCCUUCUACUUUGUACACCCAACAUUUCGUUCUAAGUUCUCAACGUGGCUGUUCACCACCUUCAGUGUGUCGGGGAUCAAGGAGAAGGUGCGCUAUCUCGAUAGUCUACAGCAGCUGUUCACCUGCGUCAGGCCUGAGCAGAUCGACAUCCCUCCUUUCGUUGUUGAAUAUGACAUGCGGAUGAAUGGGUCUUACUGCUCCUCCCAGUCUUCUGGUCUGUGAGAAGAGACCAGUCAGACAUCUGUGAUGAGAAGACAAAGUGAUGGGAGCUGUUCACAUAAAAGCCAGGAAAAACCACCCAGCGUGCUUUGACUUACAAUCUAAUCAAAGAACCAGAGCCAUACUGGAGGAACGCUGUUUAUGUUCUCUUCAAGCAAAAGUGGACAAAAGUGUCCACUGUCCAGAUGCAGUGUUCUCUGGUCCACGUGGACCAGUUGAUUCUCAUUCACCACAGACUUUGUGGACUAGUUGCCUUACGUUAAGAGUUCAUGUUGAGUGGCUUCCCUCUAGAUCUCUAAAUAUGAAACGGUCAAGUUUGAUACCUCCCUCACGUCUUGCACUUUUCAUAUGCUGGAAUAAGACCAUGGACAACAUCUGUUUGGACUUCCCGCCCUGUGUCAUUCUUUACAACACAAUGCUAAAUACUGAAGCUCUUAAACUCCAUUUAAACUCAACCCAUCGGAGCUGCUGGAACUCUGGACAUUGUGCAUAUAUCAAGGAUUAUAAAUACAUAAAGUAAAAAUUCAUGUCUGUUUCCACUUGGAGUCUCAACUCUAGUGUUCUAUUAUAUUUUGUAAAUCUUUGGAUUUUGGUGUGCAGGUGAAUGUUCCUACCAACCUUCUUCGGUGGUAAACCAAUGUGAACAUUGCUGGGUUUUUGUCUUUUGGGCUGAAGCUUCUUGCUGCCUGCACAUCUCAGAAGUCUUUUACCCAGCUUUACAUCAGCAGUCUGUAGAUGAUGUAUGAGGUCACACAUUGGGAACGUCCAAUAAUGUAUCAAAACAAAUACUGAUGUGGUAUCCCUACUUUAAAAAGAGUUUACAGUUUGUGUGCUUCAUUAUGUGGGGCUCAUUACGAGCAUUUGAUAUUUAUGGAUGUGUGGUAUGGAACACUUAAGCGCACAUCACCUGGACAUGGCCUGUGUUUUUUUUUUCUUCACCUGUUAUCUUGCCAAUGAAAACAUACUGACUUCAUCACACAAGAAAGCUUCUGUAAAAUGCAGAUGCUAAAUAUUAGCAGCUAAUAGAGCUGAAGCUAACUCGGGACGGUCACUGCUUCACAUUAACUUUUGUCACAGAUGUAAUAAAAUAUUUUUCACAC
Thalassophryne amazonica is the source of this 2839-nucleotide messenger RNA. It is a transcript of the gene gdap2, whose product is annotated as ganglioside induced differentiation associated protein 2. NCBI's taxonomy places the organism in Eukaryota, Metazoa, Chordata, Actinopteri, Batrachoidiformes, Batrachoididae. The record is from RefSeq and is a predicted model, not a curated record.